Molecule: messenger RNA, 3005 nt
Organism: Gopherus flavomarginatus (Mexican gopher tortoise)
Lineage: Eukaryota; Metazoa; Chordata; Testudines; Testudinidae
Product: zinc finger protein 560-like
Exons: 5
Coding region: 31-555 (174 amino acids)
Biological process (GO): regulation of DNA-templated transcription
Source: RefSeq, a predicted model, not a curated record
CUUCUCACACUCUGUGAGACAGGCUGCAGAAUGACGUCCAUGUUUUGCUCCAGCUCAUCCCAGCCUGGCGUGGGACAGGGAAGAGAAAUGGCUGCAGUGGAGUCAGUCCAGGUAGAGAUUAUCGGGGGGUUGCUGGUGGGUUCCUACUGGAGGAAAGGGAGAGCAAAUACACCAGAGGGGCCGGUGACCUUUGAGGAGGUGGCUGUGUAUUUCACCAGGGAAGAGUGGGCUCUGCUGGACCCCGCUCAGAGAGCCCUCUACUGGGAUGUCAUGCAGGAGAACUAUGAGACGGUGGUCUUGCUGGGCCAGAGAAUAACAUCCAUGUUUCGCUGCAGAUCAUCUCGUCCUCCCAGGGGCAAGGAAAUGGCUGCAAUGGAGCUGGCUCAGGGGCCGGUGACCUUCGAUGAGGUGGCUGUGUAUUUCUCCAGGGAAGAGGGGACUCUGCUGGACCCCACUCAGAGAGCCCUCUACAGGGAUGUCAUGCAGGAGAACUUUGAGACGAUGGUCUUGCUGGGUCAGGAUUCCUGUCCCUUCUGUUCUUGGAAGGGGAAAUGAAGAGUGAAGGUUCAUGCCACCCCCACAAUGCCAUCUGUACCCUGUCCUGUUUCAGCAUCACCCCAAUAGGCCAGUGACACACAUACUACCGGAGACCCUCCUCUGCUGCAGAACACUUUGGGAACAGAGCACAGGAGCAGUAUCAUACAAUGUCAAAUAUCUCCUCUUUACUCAAGUAAAACUGGGGGUUAGGUCCAGCAUAAUGAACAGAAGGUUCCUACCCCCAGCCUUCUCUCAAACCCUGAGCCUUCUCUACCCAAACCAGAAUGUGCUUGGGGUGUAACAAGCAGGCGGCUGGAAUCAGAGCUGCCGGUCCAGGGUUACUUAUCAUACAGACACUCAGUGCGUCCUUGAACGCUGGCUGGGAGUAUCCAGACAGGGGAGCUCCAGCAGCAGAACUCUGAAUCUCACCCAGGAUUACAGAUGACACAACUCCUCACUGAUCUAGAUUGUACCCUAGCAUGUGAAAAUGGCCUAGGUUGGUAGUGACAUUUCUUGAGACAUGGAGAGUCUUGCUCCCAUAUCACCAGGUGUAAUAAAAAUAACAGGAAAGGCCAAAUAUGGAAAACUGAUUGUUCAGCUUGCUUUUGACCUGCAUCAUAUUUUGCAAUAUAUUCCAAAUAAGGAAAUUAACGUGCAACGUAUGUGUCAUUGUUUGUGGUUUUAAGUUGUAAAAGGCUUGUGUGAUUUUUAGCUCGGGGACAGUAUUCCAAUAGCUGUCGCCCCCUGCGUCCUUGUAACCAAGAAAAGAGCCUCAGGCUGAGCUGAUUCAAAAUCAGUCCUGUGGUUGUUUUCCACAACAGCCUUAAUAGGUCCCUGUGAUGGAAUGUAAGGCUACGUCUAGACUACCCACCGUAUCGGCGGGUUAAAAUCGAUUGCUCGGGGAUAGAUAUAUCGCGUCUCAUCUAGACGCCAUAUAUCGAUCCCCGAGCGCGCUUAUAUCGAUUCCGGAACUCCACCAACCCCAACCGAGUUGCGGAUUCGACAGGGGGAGCCGCGGACAUCGAUCCCGCGCGGUGAGGAUGGGUGAGUAAUCCGAUCUUAGAUAUUCUACUUCAGCUACGUUAUUCACGUAGCUGAAGUUGCGUAUCUAAGAUCGAUUUCCCCCCGUACUGUAGACCAGCCCUUAAUGUCUUCACACCUUCCCCCUGCAGGAGAAUGGCUAUUGGACCAGCUGUUUGCCUUGCUGUCUCUGAGGAACUGGUCUGUGGGUGUUCCCCAGAACUGAAACUUUUUCAGUAAUAUCAUACUGUAAAAUCUCACAAUUUUACAUACAGUGUUACUACACAUUUUAACAGGAGGAUAAUAUUCAGUAGGUUAUGUGUUUUCUAAUGAUACCUCACAAGCCAUACUGGGUACAAAAUUGAUCAUAAUUUUCUAGAAGAGUGAACACAGGGGUAUAGACUGACACAGUGUCUGUGUGUGUGUUCCCAGCAGAUAUGUGGGUAUUUCAAUCCCUCAUAAGCACAAUGUUUGGCAUCUUCAAGGACCUGGGGAACUGGUCCUGGGAAUUCACUAGUUUAGCAAGUGUGAGACUGCAUGAAAUUGUGAGACCCUUUGGUAUUAAUAAUAAAAUAAUAUAAUCUGAUAAAAUUGCAAUGAAUCAUGCUAGGUAUGCCAUGUAAAGUGGCAAUGAAAAUGUUAUGAUUUGCCAAGUAUGAUAAUUUUGUUUCUAUGUUUCUAUCACCCUUGUAUUGUGAGUUACAGAUAUGUAGGGUAUAUCUGUAUUUCCAGACUUGUGCAGUGUUUCUGGGUGACACCCCCAGACAUAUUGGCAUCAACACUGCCUAGCCUGUUUGAUGGCCCAUUGAGGGUCAUCAGCUGUACAAUGAGCCCAUGGACCAAGGGGAUACACCUAUUGAGUCAGCAAGACAUGCUGGGGUAUGCCUGUGUAAUGAGACCUCCAAAGCUUUUCCAUGCCAUGUGCUGUGAAGCUUGUGUUUGGGACACAGGAAGUACAAGCCACAUGGCAAAAGGAAUAUAAAGUGCAGCUGCAUCAUCUCCAUCUUGUCUUCAAUCCCCCUUCCUACCUCUGGAGCAACUUCUCUACAAAUUGAACCCUGGAACAAAGGACUGAAUGACCCAUCCAAGCUGUGGAUGCGUUCCAGACAGACUUUCAAGCCAGCAACUCACCAAUACUGCUAAGAACCUGAUAUAUCCAUUUUGGAAUGUAUCUGACUGCUUUUCCAUUUAACUUCUUUCUGUCUUUCUUUCGUUUAAACCUUUAGUUUAGAUGCUAAAGAAUAGUCUGGAAGGAUGGAAUUUAACUUCAUUCUUUCAUUCGUUCUUUCUUCUAAACAUUUAGUUUAACUGCUAAAGGAUUGGCUGUCAGCAUGGUAUUUUGGAUGAGAUCCAAACCUAUAGUGACUGGGUAAUGUGGCUAACCUUCCACCCACCCACUUCCUGGAUCCAAUUAGGAUCACUCUCCUGCUGCCCUCUGGCCAUGCUGU